GUGUUGCGCUGUGCUGCGUUAUGCUGUGCUGAGUUUAUUUGUGUGUUUAUUUGUCUGUCUUAUCUAUGUGUUUGUUUGUAUGUUUGUUUCUUUUAUUGAAAUCUGAAGGUUUUCGACAUUUCUUAAACACACACUUAACUAUAUUUAGCAUAAACGCAAAUAAUAUCGAACCGUCAAAUCUGUCUAUACUGUGGCGUACGUAGAGUUGAAUAAAUAUCUCAAACAUUUUUUGUACAUGUUCAUAAUCACAUUUAAACCAGAUUAAAAAACAUAAUUACGGAUAAGGAGAUUUUUAAAUAGUUUGCGUUAUACUUCAAGGAAAAAGCUUCGUACCUAUGAUUCAGACGAAUUGCUAAAACAAACAAAUAUACCAUGCGAAUUAUUUGGUAGGGUUUAAAUAGAAUAGGACAAAUAUCUGCCAUCAAUUUAUUUAUUUUUAUUCUUAAUUCAUUUACAUGUACAUGUAAAUUCAUAAAUGUAAAUGACUCAUAUAUAGCCUGUCAAUCUCGUUAUUAUCUAUAUUUAAACUAUUUACGUUAAAAGCUGUUAGUCGAUGCGAUCCAAUGUCGCUUUUUAUCAUUUAGAUGAAAUUUUAUAAUUAUAUGACGGAAAGUGGCGACAAAUAUCGGAAAUUUACGAACAAGAGUUGGUUGUUUUUUCGCUAAUGUCGUGCCAAAUGAACUUGCUUUAAUCAGAUUAAUGUUAUGUUAAUAUUUAAAAACAUUAUUUGUUAAAGAAGUAUUUAUUUUCAGUAUACUAUAAAUACUAGGAUUGGUCAGAUUUUCUUUUCAAACAUACACCAGGAUUGUUUGAAUCUAUAAAAAUAACAAUUUCAUUUCAUAAAAAUAUAUACAGGAAUCUAACAAUGAAUCCGGAGGAAAGGCUAAAAAACAUUUCACAAUCCGAUAUUCGAAAGGCAUUUGACAAAACAUGCGAGGAUAUAGGUCUUACAGAAACAAAGUUAGAACUUGUCACUGAAGAUCGUUAUCCAGAGGUACUUGAAAUACUGAGGGAUUGUUUUAUCAAUGACGAACCAUUAGAGAAAUCUUUACAACUACAAUGGAGUUCGGAAAUGGCAGGCGUAUGGCUAAAUGCGCUACAACAUAACAUGUCUAUCCUGCUUGUAAAUAACGAAAAUAAUGAAAUUAUUGGCGUUCGUGUAAUUCGGGUGACCCGUAAAACUGACCAGUUUGAAAAAGACAAAUGCAAAGACGAGCAAGUAUUAAAGCUUCUCAAUUUCUUUGACUACACGACGGACACAUUUGAUUUUUUCAGGAAGUACAACGUUUCAGAAAUAUUCGAAUUCUUUGGUUUAGGCGUAGUUUCGAAAUACAGGAGACGUGGCUAUGGGACGUUACUUAUGGAAGCUGGUGUUAAAUUAAUAAACAACCUUGAGAUUAAACCUUGCUUUAUAAGAGGGUCUGCUUCGUCGAAUUUUGCAAAGACUAUAUUUGAAAAGUGUGAAUUCGAAACUGUGGCUGACUUUCCGUACUGUGACUAUAAUGUAGAAGAUUGUAUCGUGUUUGAUGACACGGGGGAACAUAAAUCUAUGACAGUCUACUCUAAAUGUCUGGAGUAAAUAAAAGGGGGUGUGAGAUAUUUGUUGUAAUGGUGAAAUAAUAGCCAAACAUUGUAUGUGUAUAAUAAAAUCCGUUCUAUAUGAUUUCGUUUUGUAUUAGGAUAUUUCGUCAAUCCAUAUAUCAAACACUUUGCAAACUUCAAGUGCCAAGUGCUGAGUGGCAAAUAUCUGGGGUAUAAUUUUGAUCCCAGCAAAUAUAAUAAAUU
Molecule: messenger RNA, 1785 nt
Organism: Ruditapes philippinarum (Manila clam)
Lineage: Eukaryota; Metazoa; Mollusca; Bivalvia; Venerida; Veneridae
Exons: 2
Coding region: 866-1579 (237 amino acids)
Molecular function (GO): N-acetyltransferase activity
Source: RefSeq, a predicted model, not a curated record